Messenger RNA from Eleginops maclovinus (Patagonian blennie), 2002 nucleotides. Its product is annotated as indoleamine 2,3-dioxygenase 2-like. Gene Ontology annotation, cellular component: cytoplasm. Gene Ontology annotation, molecular function: indoleamine 2,3-dioxygenase activity; metal ion binding; L-tryptophan 2,3-dioxygenase activity. The coding region runs from base 63 to 1298 and encodes 411 amino acids. Gene Ontology annotation, biological process: 'de novo' NAD+ biosynthetic process from L-tryptophan. The record is from RefSeq and is a predicted model, not a curated record. NCBI's taxonomy places the organism in Eukaryota, Metazoa, Chordata, Actinopteri, Perciformes, Eleginopidae. The transcript is spliced from 10 exons.
CACACACAGAGUGAUUCACUUCUCUAAGCAAAACUACUUCAGUAGAGUACAGGGCAGAUGACAUGGAGACCAAUAAGAGAGAAGCCCUGCAAGAAGACUAUGAUGCAUUUGGUAUCUCUGAUGAGCUUGGAUUUCUCCUAGAAGAGCCACUGACUCACCUUCCAGAUUACUACCGGCUGUGGUUGGACCUGGCAAAUAAUCUCACACAUCUGAUAGAGUCACGUAAACUACGGGAUCUGGUUCACAAGAUGCCGGUGUUGAGUCCUAAUCUCUUGAGCAGCCAUCAAGAGCUCAGGCUGGCUCACCUAGCGCUGGGAUUCAUCAGUAUGGGAUAUGUAUGGCAGGAUGGAAAACAAUCACCUGCUCAGAUUCUUCCUAAAGCCCUGGCUUUGCCUUAUUGGCUGGUAUCUAAUAGACUUGGCCUUCCUGCCAUCCUGACUUAUGCAGAUUCAGUUUUAUGCAACUGGAAAUUAAGGGAUCCCACAGGGGAAAUGGAAAUUGGGAACUUGGACUUGAUAUUUUCCUUCCCUGGUGGGGAGAGUUGCAGGGGAUUUUUUAUUGUGUCAUUGUUGGUUGAGAUGUCUGCGAGUUCAGGCAUUACGGGAGCUCUGGAGGUGAUGCACGCCAUGAAAACCUCUGACCUUAGCGGCAUACAGAGAGGUCUCCUCAAAGUGACUCAGUCUUUGAAGAAGAUGAGGGAAACUUUCAAACUCAUGCACAAUCAUGUGGAUCCAACUUCGUUUCAUGGAACGUUGAGAAUUUUUGUCUCAGGGUGGCGAGACAACCCGAUGCUUCCAAGAGGGCUGUUGUAUGAAGGUGUGAGCAAUGAGCCAAUUUUGUUAUCAGGCGGAAGUGCAGCCCAGAGUUCAGCCCUUCAGUGCUUUGAUGCGUUGCUCUGCAUCCAGCAUGAGGAUGAGACGGGAGCCUUCCUGACCCGCAUGAGGGAGUAUAUGCCUCCCGCCCACAGUCAGCUGAUUGAGACUCUGUCAGUCUGUCCAUCUCUGCAAGACUUCAUCCUGUCCCACUCCAGCUCCGAUCUCUGCCAGGCCUACAACUCCUGUGUCUCAGCGCUGGUAGAUUUAAGGAACUACCACCUCAAUACUGUGGCCAAGUACGUUAUUCUGCCCGGUUCUCAGGUCCGCGCCAUGGGCUGCCCGCUGAGAGGUGUUGGCACCUCGCUGAACACCACGGGGACCGGCGGAACGAGCUUCAUGGUCUUCCUCAAGAGCACUCGUAAUGCCACUCAAAAAGCAUUGAUCCUAGAGAGGCCAUCUGCGUCAAGAGAAACUGAAAUGUGAUUUACAGCAUUAAUUAUAAUAUGCACAUUAUCCAACACCUUUUUAUACACUACGCUGUUGCGGUUCUAUUUAUAAAUGAAAUAAAAGUAGGUAAACUGGGUCAGCGGAUUAAGUUACUUCACUGUAAUGUUUAGUAAAUACUUCUUUGUUAUGAUGAUCCCUUACACUGUAGAAACGAAGAGAGGAGAAUAUUAACAUCAAACAUAUUGUUGCUUUUGUUGACCUACGGUGGUUUAUUUUUGUAACGGUAAUGUGUAAGUGUACACCUGGAUGUGUCAGUGCACUGUGACAUCACUAAUUAUGCCAUAUUUCACAGGCCACCUCGGCCAAGGUUACAGAAAAAAUAUAACGCAUCAUAAAAUAAAAAUAUGGUAAGCUGAAAUGAUUUUUUUUUAAUCCCAGAAUAAAGGCAAGCUUCUUAUGUAUUGUUGACUUCCAUAUAAUAUAGUCCUUGAUAUUACUGAAUAAACUUCACUGUUCUUGACAUAAUAAUUCAUGUGGUAUCUUUGAUAAAACUCGUACAGACAGUGCUAUAAAGUGGAACUACAUCUAAGGAUGCAUUUUAUUUAUUAUUUGUAUCUGUUUUUGUAAAAUAAUGUAUGAAUUGCAGUACCUCCAAUCUGGACACCCUUGAAUCUUAAUACUAUUUUUGUGAGAAAUUACUUGAAUGUUAAAAAAACUGUAAUUAAAGUAUAUCAAAAAGG